Aspergillus thermomutatus is the source of this 1080-nucleotide messenger RNA. RefSeq names its product MDR family NADPH-dependent oxidoreductase. The record is from RefSeq and is a predicted model, not a curated record. The coding region runs from base 1 to 1080 and encodes 359 amino acids. The transcript has a single exon. Gene Ontology annotation, biological process: fatty acid metabolic process. Gene Ontology annotation, cellular component: mitochondrion. NCBI's taxonomy places the organism in Eukaryota, Fungi, Ascomycota, Eurotiomycetes, Eurotiales, Aspergillaceae. Gene Ontology annotation, molecular function: trans-2-enoyl-CoA reductase (NADPH) activity.
AUGGCGGAAUCUCUCGUCUUUGCCUACGGCUCUGCGGAUCCUGUCAAAGAGAUCCGUCUUCUCUCAACCCCUUCGCCCGCGGACUGCGGUCCUAGCCAGGUGGUCGUGGAGUUGCUUUCAGCACCCAUCAAUCCCCUGGACUUUCUCGUAUUGCACGGGAAAUACCCUGUCAAGCCACAAAACAACGUCGCCCUGGCCAAUGGCGAGCACCGACCCAUUCCCGGCUCAGAUGGCGCGGCCCGCAUCGUCCAGGCGGGAUCGGCCGUGACUCAGUUCCACAUCGGGGACACGGUCAUCCUGCGGACCCACUGCCGAGGGUCCUGGCGGACGCACGCCGUGCUGGACGAGAACGACGUGCUGCGUGUUCCAUCGACGCUGGAUCCCCGGCUCGCCUGUAUCCUGCGCAUGGGCGUCGCACCCGCUUACUUCCUGCUGCGGGAUUAUUCGCCUCUCGAGCCCGGCGACUGGAUCAUCCAGAACGCGGCGACAGGCACGGUGAGCCAUUUCGUGAGUCAAUUGGCGCGCCUGCAGGGUGUCAACGUCAUCAGCGUGAUUCGCGAUCGCGGCACAGAUGAUGAACUCGAGCGCACGAAACUAUCGCUGCGCUCGCACGGCGCAUCUAUUGUCCUGACCGUUGACGAGCUCAAGGCCGCCGGCGCGGAGCUGCUUGCGGGCAAACGCAUCAACCUCGCGAUCGACUUUGUGUCUGAUGACGUACUCGCGCGACUGAUGGCAUUGUUUUUGGCCCCUGGAGCCACGCUCGUCACUGCUGGCUUCCUGGGAGUCGCGCCGUCGGGCACCGAUGGCAGCCUGCGGCAGUUCCUGUGGCAGCGCAACAUCACUCUCAAGGCAUUUCGACUGAGCGAUUGUCUUGGCCAGCGAUCGUCGUUCCAUCAGACGGCGCUACUGGAAUGGUUUGCGCGGUUAUUCCAGGACGGGACGCUGAAGGCUCCGGCGCUGGAGUAUGUCCGGUGGAAGCGAGGCGACACGGAUCUCGAACGCAAGCUGCAGGAGGUGCUGGAGCGCCAUGAGAGGGGGGAUGUUGGCGAACGCAAGAAGGUUCUAGUGUUUGAACAGUGA